Paecilomyces variotii is the source of this 1665-nucleotide messenger RNA. RefSeq lists its product as hypothetical. The coding region runs from base 152 to 1582 and encodes 476 amino acids. Gene Ontology annotation, biological process: regulation of DNA-templated transcription. Gene Ontology annotation, molecular function: transcription cis-regulatory region binding; DNA-binding transcription factor activity, RNA polymerase II-specific. Lineage: Eukaryota; Fungi; Ascomycota; Eurotiomycetes; Eurotiales; Thermoascaceae. The record is from RefSeq and is a predicted model, not a curated record. Gene Ontology annotation, cellular component: nucleus. The transcript is spliced from 4 exons.
GUCUGUUCCUCUUUCUGCGAUCGCCAAUACUACAGCUCAACGGGAUUCCACAACCGGCGAUAAUGUUCAGACACAGAGCUCACUUCCUUCCGGGAGCCAGACUGUUAGAUCUGCUGAUGGCGUUUUGUGCGAUAGCCUCUCAGAUCGGACAAUGCCUAUGUCAGCGGCAGUUGGUUCGGAGCGAACUAGCAGUCAGUCACCCUCUGCGGCAGCAUCAUGCGAACUCGGGCCUUCCUUGGAAGAAGAUGAGGACAAUCUUGAGAGAUUUCGUACAAAAUUCCUGAAACAUUUCCCUUUUGUCUGGAUCUCGCCGUCGACGACCUCUCAACAACUUCGUCAUCACAGACCCUACUUCUGGCUGUGCAUCAUGAGUAUAAUGACCAGGUCGUCCUCGCGGCAAUUAGACCUGGACACCAGAAUAAGGAAUAUUUUAGCACAAAAGAUAACGCUAGAACUCGAAAGAUCUAUCGAUUUGCUCCUAGCUGCGCUCACAUAUUGUGCCUGGGGCCGUUGCCAGCGAAUGAUACAUAACGAGAUGCAAACAAAACCAUAUAUGCACGUAUAUACUCAGCUCGCCGUGACGGUCAUAUAUGGCUUGGGCCUCAAUAGACACCCGCCAAAGGAGUCACAUGCCUUUCAUGGCUGCAAUCCUACUCCUCAUCUAUUCCCAAAGGCAACACCAUCCUCCGCCCGGACCAUGGAGGAGCGGAGAGCAGUGCUUGGCUGUUUCCUUCUUACUUCGAACGUCGCCUCCUACCUUCAGAAAAUAGAUGCGUUGCGCUGGACAUCUCAUAUGGACGAGAGCCUCCGCAUCCUAGCUGAAAAGCAGGAAUGCCCCACAGAUAUUGUCUUGGUACAGCAGGUCCGACUGCAGUUGAUCUCAGAGAAAGUGGCGCAGGGACCCUGGCAGUAUGGAGCAGCUGAAAACACGAAUUCUCAUGAGCCCCCUCCCGCUUUUUACCUCCAGGCGCUUCAAUCCCAGGUGAUGGAAGCCGUGCAAAAGGCACCGCCUGAAUUGCAGCACAACGAAGUAGUUCUCCUGCAGCAACAUUACACGGAACUCACCAUCCAAGAAAUCUCUCUGACGAGAGCACCUAUUAUGUCAAGUACCACCAACUUCCAGAGGCUCGAAAGUCUCUAUUCAUGCCUGAGCUCAGCAAAGGCGUAUACGGACAUAUUCUGCAACAUCCCACCGGCUGAAUUCUUCGGAAUGCCAUUCUCGACUUUCUCCCAAUUCGGACACUGCUUAAUAGCACUUUACAAACUAUCUACUCUCGAGGAUCCCGCCUGGGAUAAGGCCAUGGUUCGAAACACGGCGGAUGUGUUACUUAUAAUAGACCGAGUGGUUCAGAUUAUGGGGCAUGUAGUGGAGUUUGUGGCCGGUCCCGAGCAAGAAGACCGAACGUUCAUUAAGGGAGCCGCACUGAUGCGCUCCCUGCGACAGAAAUGGGCGGAAAACUUGUCUACUGUCUCGGGUGAAUCUGACGCGAGCCUAAACAGACAGGACCCGGAGGAUAUAUUGAGUGCUUUCCCGCUGGAAUGGCCUGAUGAUGCGUGGCUGAAUGAUAUCUUUAUGUGCUAGGCUAUUAACGAAUUAGACUGUAUAACUAGAGAAGAGGUUAAAAGUAUCAUCUUCAUGAAUAUUAAAUGAUCAAAACUGCGAAU